Molecule: messenger RNA, 869 nt
Organism: Dioscorea cayenensis subsp. rotundata (Guinea yam)
Lineage: Eukaryota; Viridiplantae; Streptophyta; Magnoliopsida; Dioscoreales; Dioscoreaceae
Product: nicotinamidase 2-like
Exons: 1
Coding region: 160-747 (195 amino acids)
Source: RefSeq, a predicted model, not a curated record
AUGUAUCGGAUCAGGAUUUUUUUUCUCACACUAUGAAGGGCAAAUUCUGGUCGGAUGAUCUGGGUCAUCUCCUAAAUUAAUAUUUCUAGGUUUGGGAAGAACAUUCAAGUGUUAUGGUCAAUUUCGUCUGGGUUUUGACGGAACUUCCUCCCAUCAUCCAUGGCGUCCUACCUCAAGUACGCAACACGGCGACGAAAUCCAAACCCAUCCUCGGCCGCGCUUCUCGUUAUCGACAUCCAGAACCACUUCGCCACCAUCGCAGCGCCCAUCCUCCCAUCCCUCCGCACGACGAUCGAUCUCUGCCGUUCCGCCUCCAUUCCCAUCCUCUUCACCCGCCACCGCUACCGUUCCCCCGCUGACCACUCCAUGCUCGCUGAGUGGUGGCCUGGCGACCUCAUCCUUGACGGCACUGCUGCCGCUGAACUCCUCCCCGGCACCGGCCGCCAACCUGAUGAUCGCGUCGUCGAGAAGGACACCUACAGCGCGUUUAGAGGCACUGGAUUGGAGGAAACUCUGAAGGAGAUGGGGGUGGACGAGGUGAUUGUGAGUGGGGUGAUGACGAACUUGUGUUGCGAAACGACGGCGAGGGAGGCGUUUGUGAGAGGGUUCAGGGUUUUCUUCUCUACAGAUGCCACAGCGACCAGCAACAACGAGUUGCACGAGGCCACACUUAAAAACAUGGCUUACGGCUUUGCUUAUUUGGUGGAUUGCAAGUCACUUGAAAUGGCUCUUGCCAACAUCAAAUAAGAAGGGGAUAUCAUCUGAAUGUUCUUUAUUGUGUGUCUGUGUAUGUUUUUAACUCGAAUUCUAAUGUUUAUCAUUGGAUUUUGUUGUUAUAUUUGUGAAUUUUAUUUUGUUGAAUGAUUUCA